Messenger RNA from Epinephelus fuscoguttatus (brown-marbled grouper), 2411 nucleotides. RefSeq names its product UDP-glucuronosyltransferase 2A2-like. The transcript is spliced from 2 exons. The coding region runs from base 180 to 1757 and encodes 525 amino acids. Gene Ontology annotation, molecular function: UDP-glycosyltransferase activity. The record is from RefSeq and is a predicted model, not a curated record. Lineage: Eukaryota; Metazoa; Chordata; Actinopteri; Perciformes; Serranidae.
CAGCCUCAGGUGUUGCUGCUUUGUGUGGAGUGAGAAAGCUACAGUUUUUGAAUGUGCUCCUGCCACACUUAGUCACAACUUUUUUUUUUAAUCCCAAGUUUGUGGUUUGUACAUUUGAGAAGGAAUUAUUUGAAACUACUGGACCUGCAAAUGACUGCACCAUUUGAGAGGAUUUAAAGAUGUUUUUGUCGUUGGCUUCCAUCAUCUCUCUUUUGGCUGUCAUUAUUCCAGCAACCCACUGUGGGAAAGUUUUGGUAUUUCCACAUGACGGAAGCCACUGGGUGAACAUGAGAGUACUUGUUGAGGAGCUGCAUUCAAGGGGACACACAGUGACUGUCAUUCGGGCUGCAGAUAGCUGGUACAUCAGUGAAACGUCUCCACAUUACCAUACUCUCACAGUGGACAUUGCCGGUGGUGGAGAUGAGGAUUUUUUUCGUCUCUUUGUCUCUGAAGUUAUUAAAAUCAAACAAAGCAAGGGGUCUGUGUGGGCCCGUUUUGCUUUAGACAUGGAGCUAAAAGACAAGUUCUUUGAAUUGCACAAGAAAAUCUGUGAAGUGGUUGUGUACAUAUUUGAAAACACAGUGCUGAUGAAGUCCUUGCAAGAUGCGAAGUAUGAUGUGGUUUUGACUGACCCUGCUAACGGAGGAGGAGUAAUGCUGGCUCACUAUCUGGGAUUGCCAUUAGUGUUUAACGCAAGAUGGACUGUUCAUGGUGAAGCCCAUUUUGCUAUUGCACCCUCUCCGCUUUCCUAUGUCCCGCUUCCUCCUUCAGAGUUAACAGAUCAGAUGACUUUCUAUGAGAGAAUCAAAAAUGUAGUUUUCUACACCAUGAGGAUGCAUCUGUACAAGCAGGUAGUUGGGCCACAUUAUUCUGCACUGUCCAGGCGCUACUUUGGCCCAGAUGUAGAUUACUUCUCCCUGUUUCAGGCUGCAGACAUUUGGCUGAUGAGAGUGGACUUUGUGUUUGAGUUCCCUCGUCCCAUCAUGCCGAAUAUCAUCCAUAUGGGAGGGUUUCAGUGUAAACCUGCAAAACCUCUCCCUGAACACCUUGAGGAGUUUGUGCAGAGUUCUGGAGAGCAUGGAGUCAUCAUCAUGUCUCUGGGGACACUAAUUGGAGAGCUUCCCCGUGACCUAGCUGAUGAGAUCGCUGCAGCUUUUGCUAAAUUACCUCAGAAAGUCAUCUGGAGAUAUAAAGGAGACAAACCAGCCACUCUGGGCAACAACACUUUACUAGUCGACUGGAUGCCACAGAAUGACCUCCUAGGACAUCCAAAUGUAAAACUUUUUGUAAGUCAUGGAGGAACUAACGGAAUAUAUGAGGCUAUAUAUCACGGGGUUCCAAUCGUAGGCAUUCCCAUUGUCUUCGAUCAAGCCGACAACCUCUCCAGACUGAGAGCAAAGGGUGUUGCAGAAGUCAUGGAUAUUUCUGAAUUGGAUCGGAAAACAUUUCAGACUGUCAUACAGGCAGUCCUGAAUGAGCCCUCCUAUACAGUGAACAUGCAGAGACUCUCCAGGCUGCACAGAGAUCAGCCAAUGAAGCCACUGGACCGCGCCAUCUUCUGGAUCGAGUUUGUCAUGAGACACAAAGGUGCAGCUCACCUAAGAACUGAGUCCUACAGAAUGCCCUGGUAUUCCUACCACUCUGUUGAUGUGAUGCUAUUUUUAAUAACAGUUGUGCUACUGAUUUUGUUAUUAUUUGCUGGGUUAAUACGGUCAUGCUGUAGAUUGUGUUCCAAAAGAAAAGUGAAAUCUGACUAACCAGUAAUCCGGCUGUGAUCAGUUGAAAGGAGUACAUGUUUUACCUUUGAAACGUGUCUGCAAGGUGCCUAAAGUUUUCUAGAAAAAUGUGUACUGUAAAAAAUGAAAUGUAACUCCCAGUUUUGACCACCAAUGUGCAAAAGCACAAUCAUUACUUUAUUGUUGAUCUGUCUGUAUGCAUCAGUGUAACAAUGUACCUUUUGUUUCUAACCGAAUCAAAGUCUGAGAACUCACCAUACUAGCAGACAAAUAUGAUGACAUGAUGACAAGAUACAAGUUUCAAUUCUCUAUACUCUGUAUGGUUUUUGCCGUAUACUACAUUAUGCUAAAAUCACACUGUUGAAGGGAGGAUUCUAAAACAAUAAAAAGGCUUACAUUGGCAAUAAAAAUAAACAAUGUGAACCAUAAGAGUGAAGAAAAAUAAUACACUUUUAUUUCUUUUUUUCCAACCAGCAUGGAUUUGCCCUGCUGACAGGUUUGUUGAAAUAGAUCAAUUAAAACAACCUGAUCUACAUGAGGAUUUGUUGGUACCAUUACCAGCCAGCAGGUGAUGUUGUUGAGCCAUUUACAGUAUUUCCCUUGACUGUUAAACACCAGCUAUUUUAUAAUUUGACAUUUUUCAGAUGACAAUAGGAGCAUUUUGAGCCACAUAAC